Girardinichthys multiradiatus is the source of this 1179-nucleotide messenger RNA. RefSeq names its product transmembrane protein 244 (gene tmem244). The record is from RefSeq and is a predicted model, not a curated record. The transcript is spliced from 6 exons. Lineage: Eukaryota; Metazoa; Chordata; Actinopteri; Cyprinodontiformes; Goodeidae. The coding region runs from base 28 to 552 and encodes 174 amino acids.
UUCUCUCAUUUAGACCAGCAACCAUUCAUGUUGUUGGACUACUGCUGUCGUUGCUGUGGUUUCACACUCAUAAAACGCCAUGGACCCUUCUCCCUCAAGACCACUCCCAGUGAUACCUGGGUUGUUCUGCAGAAUCUGCUGAUGUGCAUGGUGUGCUUCUACUCUCUUUACUACAUCGUGGUCAGUCUUUGCAUUGGACUCUUCAGAGUUCACGAAAUCAACAGCUUGUUAACACCAUUUGACUACACAUCACAACCAUCAUGGCAGAACCCCAAAUACUUAGUUGGGGUCAUUUCCACAGAAGUGACUUAUGUUUUGGGAGGGCUGGUGUUCGCUUGGAUUGUGGAGGAGUGGGUCUGGGAUUACGCCAUAACUGUCACACUGCUGCACAUUGGGAUGACUGUAGCAGUGAUGUCAGAUUUCCCCUCAGCCGAGCACUGGUGGAUCGCUUUGGGUUCAGGCCUGCUUAUGAUGAUAUUUGGAGGACAACUCCUGGCCUACAAACUCUUCAGGAACAACUUUGUCUAUCCUGCUGAACUGGAGAACUUCUAAUAAAAACCAGGAAAGCUUUUAACUGGCUUAUUGGGUAAUACCAGGUCGGAAGUGUGCCAGUCAAUUUGCUUUGCGUUUCACUGUUUAAUUCAUGUUUAUAAUGGUGUGAGGAAGUAAAGCAUGUCAGUUAAGAAUAUAUAAGAAAACAUACAUGUAUAUUAUUUGUACUUCAUAACAUGGAUUAGGUAGUAGGCUGUUCUAGACUGUAAAAAUGGCUCCACUUUGCCUGUUGAACAACACUUUUUUACACAUUAAAGGUAUUAUUUUGUAUUGUUUAUUUUAAAGAAUCUUUCAUAAGCCAACUUGCAGAUAACCGUAUAUUGUUUUACAGCUGGAGCAUUUGUACAGUUAAAAAAAUCUACUGACUAUUAUUGUUUUAUAUUUCUGAUAUCAUUGCUCUUGGGAAUGUAAAUUAUAAAUGACUUGUCUUUUGUUAUAAAAUAUCAGCUGUUCAUAAAGAAAGGUAUGGGAAAUAAAAUCUGUCAUGUGGGUCAGGUCACUAGCUACAGGGGUUGGACAAUGAAACUGAAACACCUGGUUUUAGACCACAACAAUUUAUUAGUAUGGUGGUGGGCCUCCUUUUGCGGCCAAUACAGCACCAAUUCGUCUUGGGAAUGACAUAUACAA